AUUGACAAAACUUCUCCGAACACGACACGACAAGUGCAACUUCGGACCCGCACAAACACUCCACACACAAACACACCCCCGAAGCCCUUGGAUUUUUCAGAUCCGUACUACCGAGUCCUUGAAAUUGCCACUUUUUCUCCAGGCGCUCUUGGAUCCACAGAGAGGGAGAGAUGGAGAUUUUCGGGAUCGAUUUCAGCUGCGCUUUCGGAUCUCUUCGCGAUGGGAAGAUCCCAGAAAAAGACUGUCUCCUCCCGCUGCUGUCCAAGCUCCUCGGCUAUGCCAUCGUUGCUGCUUCCACCACCGUCAAACUGCCUCAGAUAAUGAAGAUUUUGAAGCAUAACAGUAUUAGGGGUCUUAGUAUGGUGGCUUUUGAGCUUGAAGUAGUGGGUUACACUAUUGCUCUGGCAUACUGUCUACACAAAGGGCUCCCCUUUUCGGCUUAUGGUGAAUUGGCGUUUCUUCUUAUCCAAGCUAUAAUUUUAGUUGCUAUCAUGUAUUACUUCUCGCAACCAAUGGGAAUCAAGAUGUGGAUCAGGCCUCUAAUAUACUGUGCAGUAGCACCGACCAUUUUAGCUGGUCAAAUUGAUCCUGUUCUUUUUGAAGCAUUAUAUGCAUCUCAGCAUGCAAUAUUUUUCUUCGCAAGAGUUCCACAGAUAUGGGAAAACUUCCAAAACAAAAGCACAGGGGAACUCAGCUUCUUGACAUCAUUGAUGAAUUCUGCUGGUUCCAUGGUUAGAGUUUUCACGAGCAUCCAGGAAAAAGCACCUACAAGUGUUGUUUUGGGCUCAGUCAUUGGUAUUGUGACGAAUGGAACAAUCUUGAGUCAGAUCAUUUUGUACAGCAAGCCACAAGCAGCAAAAGAGAAGAAAAUGAAGUAGAGAGAUUUUUGUAUGCUGCCUUCCUGGUGCCGCGGGCGAUGUAUUUGCAAAGGAAGUGUGCUUUCUUGAAGAUUUCUUUCUUUUCUUCAUCUUCGUUAUUUCGAAUUAUAAUUUAAUUAGAUGCUCAACAGGUGAAGUAACUGGAUGAAAUGUGAUGCAGAUGCAUAUGCGACACCAUCUAUAAGUCUCUUGCUAGGAACUUUUGUUUUGCAGUCUGAGUGGUAGGAAUAUCUGGAAAGCACUCUCUGAGUGUUCUCCGGCAAAAAUCUGACAUACCAUGAUACUACACAUGUGUGUGCACCUUAGAUAAUGCAAUUCCCAUCUCAUAAUUUUAAUCACAUGCUAAUACAAUAUCCAUCAUCUUUUGUAUCAUGUAGCUGCUGUUGAGGCAAUAGUGAUUGCUCAGUGGUAUGGUAACGUGCAAGUCCGAAACCUUA
Eucalyptus grandis is the source of this 1315-nucleotide messenger RNA. Its product is annotated as mannose-P-dolichol utilization defect 1 protein homolog 2. The record is from RefSeq and is a predicted model, not a curated record. NCBI's taxonomy places the organism in Eukaryota, Viridiplantae, Streptophyta, Magnoliopsida, Myrtales, Myrtaceae. The coding region runs from base 171 to 878 and encodes 235 amino acids. The transcript is spliced from 8 exons.